Messenger RNA from Toxotes jaculatrix (banded archerfish), 820 nucleotides. RefSeq lists its product as uncharacterized. The coding region runs from base 11 to 697 and encodes 228 amino acids. NCBI's taxonomy places the organism in Eukaryota, Metazoa, Chordata, Actinopteri, Toxotidae. The record is from RefSeq and is a predicted model, not a curated record. The transcript has 6 exons. Gene Ontology annotation, biological process: response to bacterium.
UAAACGCACAAUGAGGAGCUUUACCUUGAUAACAGCUUUAUUUCUCUGCUGCACCAACUGGAUCUGUGUGUCAGUGUCUGAGACUCAGACUGUGGAGGUCCAGCCUGGUCAAGAAGUCUCACUGCUGUGCUCCAACAUUUCCAGAAAAACAACUCAGACAGACUGGUUCAGACUGGUCAACAGAACAAAGGUCAGCUGUGUCUCCUCCAUAUACAACCCUGAGGACAAACCUUCAUACUGUGAUGGAUCUGAAAAUAGAUUUGAAAUGAGCUCCAACGUCACCACUGUCUUCCUUAAAAUAAAGCGAGUGGAUUUAUCUGACUCUGGACUGUAUUUCUGUGGAUUUUACAUGAACGAAAACACAAUAAUCGGCUGUACGACACAUUUAAAAGUUCAAGAUAAUGGUGAAUCUGAUGAUGAAGCUGAUUGUCAGACUGAAAAAAUGCCUGAUGGAACGACAAACCUGAUGAGUGUGAUCCUGGGUGGUCUGACUGUUUUUCUGACUAUAGUCAUCAUUAUUCUGACUGUUAAAAUCAGGAAAGCUGAAAAUGAAGAAAAGCAUCCUGGAAGAAAGAAUCUGGGCUCUGAUGACCUGAACUCUGCAGCUUUGAGGUUCCUUCCAGAAACAAUAAGAAACAGGAAGCCUGCAUCACCGAGACAAGUGGAGACUCAUGUCAUUUAUAAUGUCAGCAGAUAGACUCAGGAAGCAACUGCAACCUGGACUGUUACUGAUGCUUUGUCACAUUAAUCUGCUAUGUUGCUUUUCUGCAUGGGUGGUGGUAAAAUAUUUGGUUGUAAUCAAGUUCCUGUAUAAAUAAAG